Botrytis sinoallii is the source of this 2129-nucleotide messenger RNA. RefSeq lists its product as uncharacterized. The record is from RefSeq and is a predicted model, not a curated record. Bases 390 to 1913 code for a protein of 507 amino acids. Lineage: Eukaryota; Fungi; Ascomycota; Leotiomycetes; Helotiales; Sclerotiniaceae. The transcript is spliced from 3 exons.
GGUUACACUCUUGCUGACGGGUGAUGGGAGGGAAGAGUAUGUAGGCAUGGAUGUAUGAUAAGUAUAUCAUAUGUUUUAUUUCUUCUAUCCACUUUUUCUUUUGUUUUCCUUGAGAAUUCUUCGUUAUUGAUUUUUGUGGUUUAUCUUUUUGUGGUGAUUUUGAAGUUUUCAGUUUUUUUUACGUCGCAAAAGCAAUUUGUCGCUCUUUACUAAGUUGUGGUAUUCAUUCGUUAUUUUUUCUUCGUACACUCUUUUUGUGGAAAGCUUUUUUAUCUUUUGAAGUUCUGAGAGAUAUUAAAGAUUUAAAUAUAUUUACUUGGACGUGUUUUUUUGCCUCUUAUUUCAUUCUGCAUAAAGAGGUCUUGAGGGUCAGAUUCAAUUAUUUCAAGAUGCGUCUUACAAUGGGAGAAGCAGCAGCAUUAUUGCUGAUUGCUUUACCGAAUUUGAUCUCAGCACUCCCGGUCAACACGGGGGCUAAUCUAGAACAACUGGUUCCGCUCACUUCAGUAGGUAAGAGAGCAGCAGAGUUGGAGAUAUUGGUUCCGGUCACGCAGUUCAAGCGAGACGCGGAGUCUCUUACUUCGUGGACGUUAGAUCAGGAGAAGAGAUCUAAUGGAGAGGUGGAAGUGUUGGUGCCAGUUGUGGGGAGGGAUUUGGAGAAGCUUGUUCCUGUUAUAUCUGGCCAUUCAAAGAGAGAAUUGGAGAAACUAGUUCCGGUCACUCCUAGAAAUGUUGGGGAAUUGGAGGAAAGAAAAACCAUUCCUCCCAUGGAUCAAUUAGAUCCUGGAUCGAUGGCUCCGGAUGCUAUUACAACUGUAGAGAAGAGAAAGACGAUUCCUCCUGCUGAUCAACUAGACCCUGGAUCUGUCUCUCCAGACUCUAUCAAAAACAACGAAAAAAGACAAGAGUACGCUCACACAGCAACUGUCAUAGCAACAGUUUUAGAAACCGUCACUGGUGGUGUCGGUAUUCCAGGAUAUCCCGCCACAGCGAUUAGUGAGAUUACAAGUGUACAUGUUUCAACCGUCACUCAUCUUCCUUCUACCGUUACCGCCGUCGUAACAGCAGGUGCAUCAUCCAGCAUCGAUACGACCUGUACAGAAAGUACCACCUCUACUGGUAUAGGAAGCGUCGUUACCACUACUCCUCUAUCCUCAAGCACAAAAGCUGCUAUCGCAACCACAACCCCUACAGGCGUCAAAACAAGAGUAACAAGCGUGCCAAUUAUCUCCAAUGGAGGUACUAGCACAAAUGAAAGUUCCAAAGCAAGUGGAACAAUCGCCUCUAAAGUCGCCCCAUCUGGUUCCGGAAAAGCAACAUCGGAAACUGGAGCAUUUGGAACGGCCAAAAAUGGCACCCAUCCUGUUGCAACUGGAAGUUUCCGUCUUUCGGGCACAGGCGAUGUUAGUUCAAAGACGAGCAUUACUUCUACGAAACCAUCGGCUUCAGGCUCGCUUACGACGAUUGUGGAUUCGAGCACGACAAGAAUCUAUACUACCGUCAACGCAAGUGGGAGUGGGAGCGGAUCUUCCUCCAAAGCUACUGCCAGUGCUAAGUCGAGUAUUAAAGCAACUAAUGGAGGCACCAGUACCUCAGUCGUUGCAGCAGGACCCACUGAGGUUAAAUCUUCAAGCAGCAGUGGUGUGAAACUUAUCUCUACAUCUACAUCCACAUCCGCUAUUAGAUCUUCCACACACCCUGCUUCGGUGACUUCUUCGAGUAAAGGCGCAAGUGUGACGUCGAGCGCUCAUACUUCGAUUGCAACGAGUGCGAAAGCUACACCUUCGAGUGUGAAAGCGUCGAGCACACUUGCAACUUCAGUCAAGCCUUCGAGUACCAAGGCGGCGGCGCCGGCGAUGACGAGUAAGAUUGUUUACUCGGGGGUGCAGAAGGUAGAGCCUUUCAAGGUUUGAGUGGGGUGAGGAUACAAAAUGAUGGUAGGAGGUUGCCGGAGAAAAAGAAAGAGGGGGGGAGACGUGAGAUGAGUUUGGAUCGGGAGUCAGCAAGUGGGUGUUUUAGCUGUUUAAAUUCUUCAUGUUCGUUUUUUAUACCUAUGUAUUGAUAUCCCCAAAUGAGGUUUAUCUAACCCAUCUUUACUACUAUUUUGAAGUCUUGAUAUUCUUUGUGCG